Messenger RNA from Castor canadensis (American beaver), 3681 nucleotides. NCBI's taxonomy places the organism in Eukaryota, Metazoa, Chordata, Mammalia, Rodentia, Castoridae. The record is from RefSeq and is a predicted model, not a curated record.
AAGUCACACCCCAUUUUAAUCAACAAGUCGGAUUUGCUUAUAUCUGCCUGUAAUCACUGCUACACAGGAAGCAUAAGUAGGAGGGUGGGGGUCUAGGUCGCCCUGGGCAAAAGCCCUCAAACCCUUUCAAAAAAAAUAAUCUAAAAACAAGACGAAAGGGCUGGGGGCGUGGCUUAAGGGGCUGAGCACCUGCCUAACAAGUGCAAGCCCCACCCCCACGCCCCGCAUUUCAAAUCCCAGUACUGCCAAAAACAAAGCGAAAGAACAAAAGCCGAAAUACAUGCUUGUCUCAGGUUUUUGAGAAUGGCUAGCUGCAAACGUGAGUUGGAGAACGCAGAGUUUAUAAGUGUGCUGAUUGCCAGGCACAUUGGUGCUGGGAAUGCAGUCACUGCACAUGUGGAACUCCUGCAUUUUACUUAUGAGUGGCAGGUAAACAAAUAAGCAAACUAUAUAGGAUAAUCGCCUGUAGGCAAUAAAGCAGGGAAGGAGGACAUGUGGAAGUCAGGAGAGAGGUUUUUAAUUCUAAAUACAGUCAUCAGGAAAGUGACGGAAACAGGGUACAGGGUUGCAUGCAGAGGUAUGGGAAGUGCAAAGGCCCUGAGGCCUGGCAGGCCUGGUGGAUUGAAGAAGGCCACUGUUACAGAGUGAAGAGAAAGGGUGGUGGGUCAGAUCUCCUAAGGUUUGGUAGACUAUCACCAGGACUUGGGCUUUUCCUCUGGGGAAAAGCAGUUAGAGGAUUUUAAACUGAGGAGUGACCUUUUAAAAGGAUCACUCUGCAACUUCAUGGGGAAUAGCUGAGUAAACUGCAGGGUAAAGCAAGAAAGGGACCAGUUAGGAAGUGUUUCAGUUAGGAAGACAAGGUGUUGUGUUUGCUGUGGGCUUGAGCACGUGCUGAAGAAAAUGUAUAGCAGUGGAAGUGGUGAUAAGUUGUUAAAUUCGGGAUCUAUUUGAAGUUAGAGCCUGUAGGAUUUGCUCCUGAGAGAAAGGAGUCAAGGGUGAUUCCAAGAUCUUAAUCCCGAACAACAUAACUAGCACAAGGUCUUGAGUUCAAACCCCAGUGCUGCAAAAAAAAAGAAAAAAAGCAAUGUAUGAAAUACUGAGUGCCAGGACUGGGGUGUGGCUCAAAUGUUCAAAUGGUAGAUCGGUUGCCUAUUAAGUGUGAGGCCCUGAAUGCAAUCUAGUACCACAAAAAGAAAGAAAGAAAAGAAAGAUUGAGUGCCAUAUAGCUAAACGAAGAUUUUCAAGUAGUCAUCAAAAAACAGGCCUGGUUCUCAUUGGUUCAGAUUGGAGGGCUCAAUUUGCCGAUCAAAUGUCUUUAGCCCUUCCUGCUGGAUGGAGCACAGUGGGCAGCAAACAGGAGACACGGUUCUUUUGGUGCUCGAGCCCAUGGCUCAACAUGCAAGCACUUUACCUGAGAUGUUUUCCUCAGAUGGCAGCUCCUGGAUUUACCCUUGGUACCUUCGUGUUUGUGUUGCUCGUUAGUUCUGUGGUUAAUUACCCCAAUGGAAAAGUCACAAAGUCGUGCCGUGGAAUGGUUCCCCUUCAUGGCCACAGCCCCCAGUCUGAGCCCAUCCACCACAUUGCAGUGAGCCAGAGGAAAUUCCGACCAGGAGAUCGGAUAGAAGUUACUUUGUCAGGACCACCGUUUAAGGGUUUUCUCUUAGAAGCUCAUGAUGCUGAGGAUCUGAGUGGCCUUCCUAUUGGCUCCUUCACACUGAUUGACAGCCAAGUGUCACAGCUUCUGACUUGUGAAGACGUACAGGGAUCGGCAGUGAGCCACACAAGUUCAUCCAAAAAAACAGAAAUUAGCUACUGGAAUGCUCCAAGCAGUGCCCCUGAUCACAUACGGUUUCUAGUCACAGUUGUUGAGAAGUAUAAAAUCUACUGGGUGAGGAUUCCUAGUGAUGUAAUUUCACAGCCAAACGCACUUCCUUUAACGACACCUACAGUUACAAUAGCACCUUUGUCACCAUCACCUCCAGUCUCCCAUUUAACCAAACCAUUCAGUGCUUCAGAUUGUGGGAACAGGAAGUUCUGUGUUAGGAGUCCUGUGAACUGUGAUCCAGAGAAGGAGCCUGCCUGUGUCUUCUUGUCCUUCACCAGAGAGGACCAGUCGGUGAUGGUUGAGAUGAGCGGUCCCAGUGAUGGCUAUUUAUCCUUUGCCUUUUCUCAUGACCGGUGGAUGGGGCACGACGAUGCUUACAUGUGUAUUCGUGAAGAUCAGAGUGUGCACAUACAGCCUUCUCAUUUGACGGGGCGAAGUCACCCUGUGAUGGACUCCAGGUGAGGGAUUCUUGAGGAUAUGGCUUGGAGGUUGGCGGAUGGUGUAAUUCAGUGUUCUUUCAGAAGAAACAUUAUUCCUGGGGUUAAGAAUAGAUUUGAUCUGAAUGAGAGCUUCUACAUAUUUCUAGCAGAUGGUGCAGUGAAGGAUGGUCGAAUUUACAAGCACUCUAAGCAACCUCUAAUUACAUAUGAAAAGUAUAAUGUGACAGACUCUCCAAAGAACAUAGGCGGAUCCCAUUCUUCACCCCUUUUGAAGGCUCAUGGUGCCUUGAUGUUUGUGGCAUGGAUGACCACUGUCAGCAUAGGUGUACUGGUUGCCCGGUUCCUCAGACCUGUUUGGUCAAAAGCUUUCUUCCUUGGUCAAGCAGUUUGGUUUCAGGUACAUCGGGUACUUAUGCUCAUCACUUCUGGACUCACCUGCAUUGGCUUUGUCCUGCCUUUUAUAUACAGAGGAGGCUGGAGCAGGCAUGCAGGUUACCAUCCAUACCUCGGCUGUAUAGUGAUGACUUUAGCAGUUCUUCAGCCUCUUCUGGCAGCCUUCAGGCCACCUUUAUACGAUCCAAGAAGGCAAAUGUUUAACUGGACUCAUUGGAGUAUAGGAACAGCUGCUAGAAUAAUGGCAGUGGCAGCAAUGUUCCUAGGAAUGGAUUUGCCAGGACUGAAUCUCCCUAAUCCCCAGAAGACCUAUGUGAUGAUUGGGUUUGUAGCCUGGCACAUAGGGACAGAGGUUGUUCUGGAGAUCCAUGCCUACCGACUCUCUAAAAGAGGUGAGAUCCUGGAUGAUGACAGGAUUCAGAUCUUUCAUUCAAUUACUGUAGCUGAAGCAGAGGGCCAUGUUUUUAAAAAGGUGGUGUUGGCAAUUUAUGUCUGUGGGAAUGUGACUUUUCUCAUCAUAUUUUUAUCUGCAAUCAACCAUCUAUAAGCAAGCAAAGACCUUGGCUUUUGUGGGCUAGCUGACAAUUAUCUUCAAACCAAAGAAACACAAAGCUUGGACUGCCUGCCUGGAGCCCACCCAUGACUAAUGGAAGAACAGUGACACAUCUGAAGAGGAAUUCUGAAGUCAGGUCUCCAUAGAUCCAAUGUGAGAGGGUCAUGUAGACUACACAUGGAUGUCACGCCCUGUGCGUAAUUCUGUGAUUUAAAGGCAACAUUGUACUUGAGGAGAAAUGACUCAAAUCUUCCCUGCCAACAUUUUAAAGAAUGUUAUCAAUUAAGAAAGUAAGCUACAAAACAGAUAUCAGGAUGAAAGGAGACUGCAUUAAGGGUAAAUACAUUUUGGAUGACAAAGCUGCUGUGGAGCUACAGAAAACAUUUUAUUACUUUAUUGGAAUGGUCUUUGGACUUUUUUUUGUUUUUUUAAAAAACUGCUUUUCGGGGCUGUGGGUUAGCUCAGUGGUA